UCCACCCCCGCUCGCUCUUGGAAGAUGGUACAAUCCACCCUUUCGCGCUUAAUUUAGUUAGUUAACCUAGCUAAACGAGUUGUGGAUUCGCGGCUAAUGGGCUAAAGUUUAGCCGCUAAACUACAUUUAAAAAAACAGGCUGGUGUUGCAUUAUGAUUCCCAUCUAGAAAUAGGUUUAGCCGAAUUAAGCUUUGGGACCAGUAUUUUUUUUUUAUAUCAAGGGCUGUAAAUGCUGAAAAUACAAAAACACCUGGUAGUUUGCACAUGCCCAGGCAGGAGCCGGAGGCGUUCAUUGUAGGCCCCCCAUCUAUCAAGCUUUACAAAACUGACAUGAAAUGUGAAUGCAUUUUAUCUAGCAAUGCUCUGUUCUCACUCUGUAGUGGCACUGCAUGGUUUCAGUAUAUCUCAUUUAUAAAUGCUGUGAAAUUCACUCACGGCUCUUGAAGUAAAAGUAGCAAGAAUUAGUAAAAUGUCCAAACAGUACUUAUUGUACAAGGGGUGUUGGCAAAAUAUCCUUACCUACUAUGUGCAAAUAUGAAGGAAUUCAAUGAUAACCUCUGUUUCUUGGCCCUGACUGUCACUUUUCUAUAUUCCAGCUGCUAAUAUUGGAGAAGACUUAUUCUUCUCACUUUCCCGAGAAGACAUCAAAGACCUCUUUCCUGGUCCUGAAAAUUUCUUGAGGCGCCGGGCUGUAUGGUUUCUUGUGAAAAAGAUGAAAAGGUGGAUACUGCUCCUGAAAUUCAGCAAUCACCCCCCACUGGAGGCAGUGACCUUUCAAAAGAGGAGGCCAAUACUUCUAAAUUUGUGGCUAUGUCCAACCCAGAAUACAUAGUCUUCACAGACAGUGAGCUUGACCAGGUCCAGCGACGCUCCUACUUUGAGCAGAAAUGGCUGGGGACUGAGCACAAUGUGACCUUAUCCAAGGAGCUCUUCUGCCGACUCAUAAGAAACACUAUGACUAAUCUGAUCUCCAUCGCAAGAGCCACAGAGGACUCCAGAUACCCCACCACACAUGAGGUGAAUGCCAUGGCAAAGCGAUUGGUGGAGUACUAUCCAAUGAUAAAAGACAGGUCAUCAAACAGUGAGUGGGAGCAUGUUGCCAAAAAGCUCAGGAAGAGACUCUCAAAUGUCAGAAGUCCAAGGAAGGCCAAAGGUCCUCCUUCAAAGAAACCACUACAAGAAGUCAGUUCAGAUGUUUCAACUACUGACUAUGAUGGAGAUUCCAGUGCACCCACCAUUAUUCUGGAACAGUCAGCUGUUAGUCCCAUGGGCAUGUCAGUAGAUCUGUCACCCAGAACCAGCACCCCAGCACAGAACCGGGACAGCAGUAAUGAAGAAUCUUUUUCAGUUGAUGUCAUGGACAGCCAGAAAAUCCAAGCAAGACACUACAAGACCCUCCAAGAAAUGUACGUCAAAAAGUCAAACAAAGCUGCGGUGACUCAUUUGCUGAACCUGGAAUUUGACUCUCGAAGACGCUUCAUCACCUCUGAUGUUUUAAAGGAGCAAGACAGAGCAGCAAAGAUUCUAGAAGCUUACCCUUGUUUCAGAGAACCGGAUCAUGUGCUGGAUGAGCUGUAGCGAAUCCUCCAACCAACCAACUCCCAGUACAUCUCAGAGGUGCAGAACAGAUGGAAAACUUUCUAUUCCAAGGUCCAAUUUUAUGGAAUGAUGAAGAAGGCCAUGAAGCCUCCUAAAACUUUGAAGGGAGGUGAAGUCACAAAACAUUGACUUGUUAAUUUUAUAUAAUAAUGUCUUGUAAUCAUUUAUGUAAUGUCAGUGUUUCCUCUAGGAUUUUUUUCAGCAGUGGGGGCAUGCUACUGGGGGGGAGUGUCAGUGGCAAAGUUUGCACCCAGGCUCAUCUCUCUCCCCUGCACCUUCACCCAGCUCUCUGCUCUGCUCUCCUCCACUUUGUUUAACAACUCCUCCCUGUCUAAUAUUACUUGUCUAAUAAGAUUACAUUAAAAGUGUGAGUAACGUAACGCUAACAGCGUUAUAUAAUUUACACUCACAUCACAUCUGAUUACAAGUGUGAACAUUAAAAUACUAUUUUUUACCUAACCAUCAUCAUUUACGAGUCAGUAAAAGGCUUAUGAUGCUACCUGACUAGCGUCUUCUUCAUCUGUUGUCUUUCUCUUCUUAGAGAAGUAUCUGAACAAGCUCAUCUGAAAAUGCCGUCAGCAGUUAAUACAUAAUGACGUGUAGAUAUUAGCUUAAUGCUAUCAGUUAGUUUACCCAAGUUAGCGUCACUGAGUUGGCUAAUAAGUCUACCUUUUUUCUCCGGUAAUUCGCUGCCUUAUUCCUCACGACUUCACUUCUCUGACUCUCACCUGGUGCCUGACGUGAAGUCACUUUCAAGGCCGCGCUCUCGCGAGUAAUUAACUCCCUCCCUCCCCUCUCCUCCCCUCCCCCCGCUGUUGCGCUCAUCAUCACACAGGCUGUGCUGUGAAGGUGGAGAGAUGUGGCGGUGGUGCAUUUGCGACAAUAAAAAAAAAUAAAACUAAAAGAAAUUUGAAGGCGUGGUGGCCCGCCACUGAUAAAUGAAUGUAGAGGAAACACUGAAUGUUAUGUUACAGUUAUUUAUGGUAUCACCUUGUUUUGUGCUUUUUUCAUUAAACCAGUGGAGCAUAUCACAGCUGUCUUCAGGGCCCUGCCACUUCUCUUUCCAUCCAGCACUAUGCCACCGAAGAAACUGGGCUCAAGCAGCGAGGCUCUUUUCCAUAUCCUUGCGACUUCUGAGGAUCCUGAUGGUUUCAUGCGGCAGCGACCCCUGUCUUCUCCGGUUCUGCUAGUUUCUGAGGACAACUGCAUGAUCGCCAUUGGAAACACACCAGUGACCACCUUCGCCAUGGACAGACUUAAUGAGGGACUUCUCUACCUCAUGGCAUAUUACUAUGCCCUGCACAUGACCUACCCAAAGUGCAUUUCUACACUACUGUCAGUACUGCAGACAGAGGUACUUCAAGAUUCAAUUCAUGAGCAGGAUUUGACCCCCCAUUACAAAAAAGCGAUUGGUGAGUGGAAGUCAUUCAUUGAGUGAGUCCCUUUGUUUGUCCCUCUGCCCCACUCUGAUGUAACAAUUUCAAAGAAAGUUGAUGUUCUGUUUAAAAAAAUGUUCAUCACAGUUAGAUACAUUGUUGGUGAGAUUGAAAACCUUUCCUGUGGGAUAUUAUGCUGCAAAGCAGAUGCAACAUGUUUAGUUGCUAUGGUAUGCUGCUACAAUAGCUGAUGUAUUAUUAUUUUGAUAGUGAGGUUCAAAUCAAAACUGACUUUUCAAUCUGUUUGAUUAUGAUGGAUCUGGAACAUGUAAGUGCUCCUUUUUUGGAUGUUGAUUGUGAACAUUUGUAUUGCAAAGUUAAUAAAAAAAAAUUA
Messenger RNA from Seriola aureovittata, 3369 nucleotides. RefSeq lists its product as uncharacterized. Bases 694 to 1578 code for a protein of 294 amino acids. The transcript is spliced from 6 exons. NCBI's taxonomy places the organism in Eukaryota, Metazoa, Chordata, Actinopteri, Carangiformes, Carangidae. The record is from RefSeq and is a predicted model, not a curated record.